CAGCAGGCACAGGGGUGUGGACCUGCGCUCCUUCAUAUACCGGGGAGUCAGGCACUCACUGCUCAUCCAGGAGCACAGACCUCCAUCUAACAGGCUGCAACCAUGAGACGCCCAGCGCUGGGGAUAGCCGCACAGCUGCUUCUGCUGAUCUGCUCUGUGUACACAGAUGAUGAGAUCGAUGACUACCACAUGUUACAAAGAGAGGUCGAGCCCCAGAUUCUACUGGAACAACGUGAAAUCCAGCUUCCUUUUUUAAUCCAAGGAGAACCCGAGCUUAGUCCGCGUGGAAGAAGACCCAUAUCCGUUUGUGGUGGACGGGAGCUUUGUCCUUUGGAUGGUUUGACGGAUUCCUUUGGCAGCAACUUGAACACUUUCCCUCCAGGACGACCGACCCAUGACAACAUCGGAAACAUCUGCACGAAGAGUCGUCCUAAAACCCGAUAUGGGGCCCGUAACUUUCCUCGGAGUGGGUUUUCCCACCUCAGAAGACAAGGAGAUGCCAUCAACGAGCUAGAAGAAGGGUUCACCAGAUGUUGUCGUCAGUCAGAUAAGCUCCAGUGUGCGGUGGGAGUGUGGAAGAAAGCCUUGGAGGAUUUCUGUUCCGCCGAGUUCUCGGUGAAGACACGGCACCACCAUUGCUGUAAGCAGUCUGGAUCUCAGAGGGAAACCUGCUUCCACGAUGAUGCCUCCAACCCAAGCUACGUCACGACUGCUGCCCUGCAGGAGAUCGUCGGUGAGGAUGCUGCCGCUGUGGGGGCAAGCCGUCGCAGCUUCAAGGCCUGUCCUCCCGGCUCGCCUAAAUGUGAGGAGAACACGGACAGCCGGUAUAAGCUGUCAGAUCUGGCCUUCCCACCUGGAGAGCCCAAAUCCAGCAACAUCCAGAACAUCUGCAAGCUGAGGAAAUACCGCCCACUGUACGCGGACAGCCUGCUGCCAAGCAGUGGAUAUGGUCAUUACAUCCGCCGCGCAAAAGCCAUACAGCGCAUGGAGGGCGAGUUCAAUAAAUGCUGCAAGACGGACGACGUUUCCUGUGCUCAUAAUGGGUGGGAGAAAGUUCUCGGAAAGUUCUGUGCCAAAGAGCAGCUGGUGAAGACCAAACACCACGAAUGCUGCAAGAAGCGGGACCAGGCCUCCAUGUACAGCUGCUUCGCUAGUGAAGCCCCGUUCCCGGAAUAUGACAGAGAGGUGGAGGUGCUGGACCUCGGGAACAUAACCGAGGACGGCCUGCAGAAGCUGUGCGGAGAGACCAAGCUCCUCACUAAGCAGAAACAGAUGCCGUUACUGGUGUCUAGUCUGAAAAACGCGUGCUGCUCCCUCCCCCAGGACGAGGCGCUGCAGUGCGCUGCAGAACAGAAAGAAAAGUUCAUUAAAACCGUGUGCGGAUCCAAGAAGGACUUGUGGAAAGACACCCAGGCCUGCUGCUCCAAGGACGACCAGGAGAGGGAGCAGUGCUUCACUUACUACCUGCAGAGCGUCUCCAUGGCCGUUUCACAUAGAACCAAGGGGGAAUAGGCCUGUGCUAUCACAGUGAAUAGCGGACACAGAUCUAUAGCGCCCCCAGCCCUUUCCUGACCCAGGACAAGAAUUACACUUUUUAUCUUUUUUUCAUAUUUUUUUUUAACCCAGAACACACAGGUCGGAUUUGCAAUUUUUGUGCAUCUUUUCUAUAUAAAGCUCCUGUCCAUUAGGGGUCUACUGUAAUGGGUUUUGUGUAAUUAUAGCUGUAGCGCAGGGUCGCCCUCGGCUGGGAGGAGCUAAGGACUAGUGGUAGGGUUUGGCGGGUGUGUUGUGAUCCAGUGGGUGUGGCUCCUGUAAGCUUCUUCUAUCCACACCGUACAAUUACUGCUUUGUGAUGGUGUGUAGAUGGUGGAGCGCAGUCAGGCGUACAUGGCCAAGAAGGGUCUUUUUUUAUUUUUUAAUAACCACUUUUUGCAGCAGCUUCAGGUUUCACAUUUUCCUUUUGUUCAGAUUAUGAUGUUGAAUGAACUGAUUUUGUAAUGGUAACAUGUGGCCUGUGUUUUGUACGUGCAGUUGUGAUAAAGAAAUUGAAUAAAAAAACUUGUGUGA
Molecule: messenger RNA, 2067 nt
Organism: Bufo gargarizans (Asiatic toad)
Lineage: Eukaryota; Metazoa; Chordata; Amphibia; Anura; Bufonidae
Gene: ECM1
Product: extracellular matrix protein 1
Exons: 7
Coding region: 103-1512 (469 amino acids)
Biological process (GO): signal transduction; regulation of bone mineralization
Cellular component (GO): extracellular region
Source: RefSeq, a predicted model, not a curated record